Molecule: messenger RNA, 5671 nt
Organism: Temnothorax curvispinosus
Lineage: Eukaryota; Metazoa; Arthropoda; Insecta; Hymenoptera; Formicidae
Product: UPF0472 protein C16orf72 homolog
Exons: 5
Coding region: 795-1520 (241 amino acids)
Source: RefSeq, a predicted model, not a curated record
GCCGUUCACUCGCUCGACCGUCGACGUCGACGGCUCGACCAGGCUCGACUCCCUUCGCGCGGUGAGCUGUCUAUCUGGACCGGACGGACCGACCUCUCGUGCUCUCGUCUCGGUCACUCUCUCCGUUCCUCGGUGUCGAAUGAUCGUGCGACGACUGCGACGUACUUGCUGCUCGCUCGCGAGCAUCUGACGCGAGGCGUAUAUCGUAAUGGCCGCGACUUGAUUUGCAGGCGAAGGCCUACGUGUGGCGACGCGAACAGGCGAAGAACGAGCGUGCGAAGAGAGGAGGUUUGUUGGGUGGAUCGGAUCGGGUGGAAAGCGAGGCCAGACGGGGGACCAUCGAAAUCGUCGUCGUCGGAGCUUCAACACGCGCUCGCUCACUCUCGAGACUCUGGACCUCGAGAGUGAAGGAUAGUCUCGCGCGAAUUGUGCGCGUGAUUCAGCGCUCGCACACAGCCGUGCGUGCGUGCGUGCGUAUCGCGAGAGUGAGUGGGCGAGGCGUGUUCACUCGCUCCGGUUUCCCGCACGCUCCGCCGAGGCUCGAGAAAUAUAUCGUAUCGUCGCGACGAGCUCUCGCUCGCUUGUGCGUGCGUGCGCGCGCGCGCACGUGUGUGUGUGUCCUCCGUGGUGUGCGCCGCGCGCGUGGUGUGUGCGGGAGUGAGUGCGUGCGUGAGUGCGUGAGGUUGCACUCCGGAUAGCAGCCAGCAGCAGCAGCAGCAUCGACAGCAGUGAGCAGCAGCGGCGGAGCGGCGGCGGCGGUGCGUCGAUCGGUGGCACCGCGGAUCGGCACCGCGAUGAGCGACGACAGGAGCGAGGACGAUCCGAUCAUGGACUUCUGGUACAGCAAUUGGGAGCAGCAGUGCGUCGAGGCGCUCGAGUCCGAGCCCGAUUACGAGAAUCAGCUGCACAACGAGAAGGAGCUCUACUCGCAGCAGAUGUGGACGAAAUUCCAGACGACCGCGUCAGCCAUCGCCCAGUUGUACAAAGACCGCACGCUGGGUGUAUCGCUGUGGGUGCCCUUUCAGACGGCCGCUGGUACCGUCACGUCAUUGUACAAAGAUUCAGUGGACUGUAUGAGGCGAUGCAGCGAUUUGGGGGUAGAAAUGGGCAAGCAGAAACGUUGUAAAGAAAUAAUGAACUGGGCUAGGAAAAAAAGACGUACGAUUCGCAGGGAAGAUCUUCUUGCAUAUCUCGCUGGAAAGCCUCCACCUCCACCUCGUCCGCAUCCACACAGAAGUUCACCUAAACCACGUAUGAUGGUGUGUGGCUCCCCGUCGUCUCAAAGUCAAACACCGAGUAUGGUUAUCGCUCCAGCACCGACAACAGGCACUGAUCCAGAUCCUGAGUUACACACAUUUAGGGAAGCAUUGUCGGGUUCUCCAGUGUCUCGACGUGGCGGAAGACAAGCCGAACUGUCGGCCUUUAUUAGCAACGAAUUUGCUCGGCAUCACAAACGGCCUGCUUCGCAUGACGUGGAUAUGGGAUCACCCACGCACAAACGUAUGCGUACUACACUGUAACGGCGCGCGACGCGUACGGUAGCUUUACUCCCUCGUUCCCUGUUAAUUAAUCGACCCGAUUAAUGACUAAUAGCUCAGCUCCCCUACAUAACUCCCGGUUAUGUGUAAUCAUUUGAGGGAAAUGGUAGUGGUUCACACUGCCAGGUAAACACGUUCGUAUGUGUCUCCGAUAGCUUUUACUGCCGAUCUCGAUUUCUAUAACGUUCAAAAUUAACUUAAUCUCAUAAUAGCUGUGUAGAGUGCGUUCGUUUGACGCAUAAAUUUGAAAAUACCUUUAGUGCACAAUAAUAUAUUUACGGGAUAUUCAUUUUGCAUGUAUUGGCAAAAUAAUAUUUCGUUCACGUUCAAAAGUUAUUAUUUCCCCUUGUAUGUGAUUUCAUGAAAAUUUGGAUUUUGUGAAAUCCUAUGCAAUAUAUGUGUAUAUAUGUAUAUGUAAUAAUUACGUACUUCUUGUUUAUUGAUACAUAAAAUCACGGAAGUAAAAGCACACGAACGUGUCUUAACAACUACUGUUUCAAGUGCCCACACAUAAUAAUCGGUCUGACACUACGUGCAAGAAUUUGUAUAUGAGACUGUCAUUUUGUCGAUCUAUAAAUCAAUUUACGAAGAAUUUGUUUAGCCAGAUAUGUGACAUUAUAUUCUAAAUGUUAAGUCUUUGAACGUCAUUACGUAUAUCGAUAUAUGUAUCAAAAUUUAUAACGACUUUAUAACGAUAAGGAUUCGAAUAUUUAUUAAUCAAUAUUAGACCUGUUCGUUUUCGCUGCACUUCUAUUGUCUUUUCUUUACAUUACGUGCGGAAAAUUUUGAAGUUUUCGAGAUAAAACAUCAGAAUAUUUUUGUCUAAAAAUGUGUUGUCUUAAAAUUGAUAGUUAAUUUAUGGUCAGAAUGGGACAGGGAGAAGAUAAUAAGAUAUGAGUACACACAAAUAUUUGUUUUCAUAUUAAAUUGAAAUUCAUCAGAUUGCUCAUUUAAAAUGUUGUUUUUAUUAUAUCGUGAUUGUUUACUCACGUUAAUCCUUUGGACGUUUUUCAAUCAAUAAAAUGGUUGUUUCAUAUCAUGUGGAUGAUAGCCAGUUACGAAGAAAAUAAGAAACGGUAGAAAAUGAUAAUAAUGCGAUAAUAAUAAAUUAAAAAUGCUUUCUAUUUCAAGUCUUAUUUAUCAAUUAUCAAAAUUGAUUUACCAUAUUCUUGUUGAAAUGUCCCUGAAUGUAUAAUAAAUUUGAAUCUAUUAUUGAGUCUUUCGUGUAUAAUAAUAUAUGUAAUUUUCUCGUUUAAAACAUUAUUUUAUACAUUCUUUUUUAUCCUACGUCUAUUGCACUUCAUUGUGUGCAUCAUCGUAAAAUAGGUUGAGAUGAUUAUUGCCCAGAUUGUUCGACUUCUACUUUGUGGUCAAAUUAUCUUAUGUUAAAAAUAUUUAUAGAGUCAAAAUUAUAAGAUUAUGAUAUCAAAGUCUCUCAAAAGGAAAAAGUACUAAAAUAUUUCAUUUCUCAGUUACGAAAAGUGUUAGGCGAGGGCAUAAAAAAUAUUUCUUCAAGAGAUCUCAUUAUGAGUUUUUACCGUGGCAAACCAAACUUUUAGUAUAAGAGUUUCCAGAAGUAAGAUAAAGGGCAAGAUAAAAGGCACACAAACAUGUCUGAUCUGUUAUAAGAAUUCAAUAUCUUAAUAUACUGAGGAAAAAAAGGCGAUAGUAUAAAUUUAGUUUAUCUUUUGUUGAUGCGUAGGCUAGUAAAAGAGAAUUGAUGAAUCAUCAGGAAGAUACCAAGCUUUACAUCCCGAACAAGGUCUGCGUUAAUAUUCUACGAUAAAAAAUGGAUUUAAUAUUCCACAGCUCACAGGAGCGUAAUGUGUUCGCUAUAUAGAACUUACUUAAACGUAGACUUUGUCAGGUGUGAUAAUGACUGCAAUAUAUGUAUAUGUGUAUAUGUGUGUAUAUAAUAUAUAUAUAUAGAUAUGUAUACACAUACAUAUGACGAUGUAUUUUGUAAAAAAGGCGCUUAACAAUUGCGUUUAACGAUUUGUGCCAGAGAGUGAGAGCCUCCUUCCCUAAUGAAGGUGAUGAUUGUAAAUGUACAUUAUUUCUAACUAUGCCUCAUACUACUUCUAUCUGAAUUUUCAAAGAUCUUGCAGAUGAAUUAGUGGAUCGUUAUUUAUCUUAUCGAAUCCACUGAAACUCGAUUUAUACAUACAAAAUCCACAUAUUUGUCUGCAAACCGUUCUUCGAAGAUCAUGUCAGAAGUUGACGUACAUUUUUACUCGUUUCUUUGCAAGAUUGUUCGAGCGUCAUUCAUGAGAGGGGUAAAAAUUGUUAUUCAGUUGUAAAUAUAGCGUAUGCUAAUAACGGUAAACAAUAAACAUAGAUAUAUCGCUAAUAUUAUCAUUAUACUAGUAUUAACUACUAUGCGAUAGCUUUAACAAUAUUUAUCAAUACCGUGCGAUCGGCAGUUUAUAGAAUUAUCGAGGACUCUGCUCUCGAUUUACACAGUUUCCCGGAUGAGAUCGGCGAUGCAGGGUCCGAGAGUAUCGCGCCAGUGAGAACACACUACAACCGUGGAGAAUUUAUUUUUCGCGAGCAAACCACUUAUAUGUCUACUGUACAUGCGAAUUAAACGAUCACGGAAGAAAAGUGUUGCUUUCACGAUGUAAAAAAAAAAAAAAAAGAUCGAUUCAGCAAUUUGUACGUUCGCAUCAACACGUUUCUUCCUUUUCCACUGUCGGAAGUAUCUCCCGUGUAAAUGUCGUUCUUUUCGUAACUAUGAUAUAGAAGAAAGUAAUACAUUACUUAGGUAUUAUCGUAUGCGAAGAUGCCAUACUUAGGUACACUUUAUCCAUAAGCGAGCGCACCAAACUUGGCGAUAUAACGUCGGGGCAACUCUAAACACCGAUCUGUUUUCGUUUCCGUUCUAUGUGUUCGUGGUAUGUCUUCUGACUGCAUAAUCGAAAACGUCCAUCCUUGAUCAUCAUGUCUUUGAGUGAAAUAUCAUCGAGAGUUAUUCUCGAGGGUCACAUUUAUAACUACGAUGGACAUAAGAUGGAAAAUACUACAGAGAGUACUUACUCUCUCAUUCGUAUCUUCUUAUUCUCUUUACUUCCGAGAGUCGCUCUCAAAUGGAGAGAUCAAUGGCAAUUGUGCGCUCCCUUUUUUUCAUUAGCGAGUAAGUAGCUUGAGUACGCGGUUUCGCCGGUAUAAUUGGCACUUUUUCUAUCUUGCAUAAUAGAGCCACCCGUGCGCACGGGACGACACUUGGAGGUCGGUGAAAAAAUUUUCCCACACGCGAGAGGAAGCUUUCCCUUUCUCAUGGGAGAACUAUCUCGUCGGAAAUCUGUGGGCCAUUAUAAGAUUACAUAUAGAUAUAAUGCACAUCGAGAAAAUAUGAAAUUAAAAUGGUUUUGUUGAUUAAGAUAUAACUAAGUUUAGACGAUAUGUUGCGUAAUUUUUAAUUCGUAUUAUAAAUUAUAACAUAUAUUUAAUUCAAAAUUAGAACUCAAUAAUUUGACAAUUCUUACAAAUAAAGUUGGUAAAAAGAGUUAUUUUUUUACUAAAGAUAAAAAUAUCUUUAAAAAGCGAAAUUGAAUUAAAAUAUCAUUUUAUGUUUGAGAUAUUUACGAUAUGUUUAUAUAAAAAUAUAUAAAUGUAUAAUAAUGAUAGGCGAUGAUAGGCGCCUGACAGACGCUUCUAAAAGAAAAAAAUAAAUAAAUAAAAAUACAAUACAUAUUUGAAAAUAUAUCGAAAUCAAGGACCGGUGUAAUAGUGUAUUCAUAGGCUAAAAAGCGGAGGUGAAGAGAGUCAGGAGGAAUCACUUGUAUAUUAUAUUGUUCACUGUUAUAUUGUAUUUGAUACGUUCGUGAUACGCAGGAACGUAUAAACGCGUCUGCAAGACGCGAGGCACCAAAAAAUUUUUUACGAGCGUAUCAUCUUUCCUUUUCUCAUUAUCCCGAUGCACAUUGCUGCAAGUUGCAUUGGUGCACUUUCGCGAGAACGAGUGUACCGUGACAUGAGACUUGCACAAACAUGACGCCUUAGUCGGGCACGACGCGUUCAUGGCAAGGCGUGAAAUGGUGCUGUUACUUUCUUGCGAACAUAAGAAGCUUGUAUAUUUUUGCGCCUCUUGUUUGUAAGAUAAUCAUUUACAAAUAAAUCACGAGAAAAAGAAA